AUGGCAUCCCGACUUCAAUCCUCGUACAGGCAGACGACAUCUCCUACAUAUGUUGAGCGACUGAGCGGUUCCUGGAUCCUUCCGACUUCAGCGCUCGCAGCAAUACGGGCAUUCAUAAGCCUCUACGUCUUUGUAGUCCAAUUCUUUAUCAUUGGCUACAGAUGCUCCACUGGUAGAUGCGAUACUGCUGGAAGAUCAUUCAGCUAUUUCACUGGCCUGGGAUACUGGGGUCUAGGAUUCUACUACGCUUUUGCGGCUGCUCACACCUUUAGCUAUUCCUUUCGUGGAAAGCCUUGGCUCAGCAGCUGGCCCGCUUGGCUGAGGUGGCUGCACAGUGUGCUUUAUGCCAGCAUUACUAUUUUCCCAUUCAUCGUGACAGCUGUGUACUGGGCUGGUCUGAACGACAAAUCUUUCACGACACCAUUCCGAUCGUGGUCAAACAUCUCACAGCACGCUCUAAACUCCGUCUUCGCAUUCUCGGAAAUUGUACUACCGCGAUCUGAUCCACAUCCUUGGAUAAAUGUGUUACCGCUGGUGUUCCUAGGCUGCUGCUACAUAGGCCUGGCAUACCUGACUCAUGCUACGCAAGGCUUCUAUGUGUACGACUUUUUAGAUCCUAACGAGAACGGGUCCGGAUCAGUUGUUGGCUACUGCAUUGGUAUCCUGGCCGCUUGCGUGAUCCUGUUCGUGGUGGUUCGAUAUGCCCAAUGGGCCCGCCGAUGGCUCACGGAAGUCAAGUUUGGUCGUGCUGGCCCUCAAACGCAUCACGACACCACGCCUCGCCAUUUGAAGAAGUCUUCCAGUCUUGAGCAUGAGUUAGAUCAAGCUGCGUUGUCAGACACAAGGCGCCAUGAUUUUUAA
Molecule: messenger RNA, 861 nt
Organism: Cercospora beticola
Lineage: Eukaryota; Fungi; Ascomycota; Dothideomycetes; Mycosphaerellales; Mycosphaerellaceae
Cellular component (GO): membrane
Source: RefSeq, a predicted model, not a curated record